This is a messenger RNA of Dendrobium catenatum, 2574 nucleotides long. Its product is annotated as cyclin-dependent kinase F-4. The record is from RefSeq and is a predicted model, not a curated record. The transcript is spliced from 18 exons. Gene Ontology annotation, cellular component: nucleus; cytoplasm. Gene Ontology annotation, molecular function: protein serine/threonine kinase activity; ATP binding. Gene Ontology annotation, biological process: protein phosphorylation; intracellular signal transduction. NCBI's taxonomy places the organism in Eukaryota, Viridiplantae, Streptophyta, Magnoliopsida, Asparagales, Orchidaceae. The coding region runs from base 933 to 2309 and encodes 458 amino acids.
UAUCCGAGUAUUGUAAUACUAUAAAUCUGAAGCCUCCCCGAAGUCACCGCUUAACUUCUUCUUUAUUUCUUCUCGUGUUUGUUCUGGGGACGCUUCGGCCCUGGAGUCGAAAUCAGCUGGCUGCCGGAGGCGAGGGAGGUUAUGCAGGAAGGCGUCGAGGUUGUGCCUGUUUGUUCCGUGGGCUUGACUGUCUGGAGCAGGAUAUGGGGCAAAUGCAACUUGGGUCAAGCUACUGUCAGUGUGAAACCUUUUUCAUACAGAAAGUUCCUAUUUGGCGUCUUCUCGUUCUCGGAAACUUCCUUCUCCUCUCAUUCGUUAACUGCACUUAGGGGUCAUUUCCUGUUCCAUGACCACCACGGGCAUCAAGAUUCUAUCUUUUCUGAAGUUAUUUGGUCCUAAGUGCUAUAAAGGAUUCCACUACAAGUAAUCCUCUUUAAGUGUGUUUCUGUUGCUGUCAACAUGAUCUGCCUAUUAUCUUGUAUCAGUGUCCAAUUUCAGUUUGCUUGUCAAGUUUUAGGAGUAUUUUUACCAGAAAUAUGAACCUGUCUGUUAUGGUUCAGGUUAACUGCUACAAAUAUUCUCUCUUCGCUCUUUAGUCUUUAAUAAAUGCAAAAUUGCUUCAAGCCAACAUGCUCAAUUUUCACAAGUAUGGGAACAUGUGCAGACUACCGACCUAAGGAUGCUGGAUUGGUUGUUUCUUGUGGUUUGGUGAUAGGUGGUGUUUAGUCUGUGCGGCAUCUCAAAUAAAGUGGGUUCUAGAGUUGGAAUUUAUCUGUAUAAGGUGUAGUGGCAUCUGCUAAAUUACAUCUGGAAGUGGGCUUCUAUAGACGAGUUUUUUCUGUCAGUAAAUUGGAAUCUUUUUGUUAGGCACUGUGGUGCUUCGCAUUUCUAAAUAAGAGCUUGGGGUGUAAUUAUUUCUUCAAUUGAGAAGAAUGGAACGCUAUCUGGUGAUCAAGGAAGUUGGAUUUGGAACAUUUGGUAAUGUCUGGAGAGCUGUUAAUAAAGAUAGUGGUGAAAUUGUUGCCAUAAAGAAAAUGAAGAAAAAGUAUUAUUGCUGGGAGGAGUGCAUGAAUCUUCGGGAAGUCAAGUCCCUUCGAAAAAUGAACCAUCCUAAUGUUGUGAAGCUUAAAGAGGUCAUUAGAGAGCACGAUGUGCUAUACUUUAUCUUUGAAUAUAUGGAGUGCAAUCUUUAUCAGUUUAUGAAUGAUAGAGACAAGCCUUUUUUAGAGUCUGAAAUUCGAAAUUGGUGCUUUCAAGUGUUCCAAGCCCUUGCAUACAUGCAUCAGCAAGGCUAUUUUCACCGUGACCUUAAGCCUGAAAAUUUAUUGGUGUCUGAAGAUGUGAUCAAAGUGGCGGACUUUGGCCUAGCUCGUGAAAUUUCGUCAAGGCCACCAUUUACAGAAUACGUCUCCACUCGUUGGUACCGAGCCCCUGAAGUUUUGCUGCAGUCUUCUGUAUAUGGCCCUGCAGUUGAUAUAUGGGCCAUGGGUGCAAUAAUGGCAGAGCUGUUUAAUCUCCGCCCUCUUUUUCCUGGCACAAAUGAAGCAGAUGAAAUUCAAAAAAUCUGCAGUGUGAUUGGCUCUCCUUGUCAAAAUUCCUGGGCUGAGGGACUACGCCUCGCAGAUACAAUAAAGUUUCAGUUUCCACAGUAUACGGGCAUCCACCUCUCGAUGUUGAUCCCAUCCGCCAGUGACUGUGCUAUCAACCUCAUCUCAUCACUUUGUUCAUGGGAUCCUCUCCGAAGGCCUACCGCUGCAAAGGCUCUUCAGCAUCCGUUCUUUAAGCCUUGCUACUACAUCCCACCAUCUCUUCGUCUGCUUGACUCUGGAAAUUCUAAGACACUUGUGUCCGCUCCAGAACAUUUGAGUGCGAGAAGGUGCUCUGUUGGAGCUUUAAACAAUAAGCCUCCAAGUAAUGUGCCAUCACCAACUGCAUGCACCUCUUUGAAGACGGGUGCUGCCCAGAGGAAGAUAGAUAUCCAUCUGUAUCAGGAUUAUAUUCCUUACGAAAAUCGUGCAGUGCAACCACUGUAUAGGCGACCAGCUUGGAAUAAUCCAGGACACCUCGGCACAGUAGCACAUGGGGCCUGGGAUUUUAAUGAGAACUUGGUGCAUCCUAUGGUAAGCUCAGGUGGAGUUGAUGAUAUGACAGAUAAGCUGGCAAAACUUGCCAUGAAUUCUGGUUCCCAGUCAGUGAGGCCGUCACCACCAGCAUUGAAAGCUGGCAGAUGGCAUUCCAACACACGCUAUCUUAACCGAUCUUAUGAGAUACCCCCUGUUAGAGUUUAUCCACGCAAUGCUGUUGGCUGAAGAAACCUCCCCAUUAUUAUGUUCGGAUGUCGCACGCCCUUCGGUAUCAGGCACUGGUUGCUGUAAUAAGUGAGACUUUUAUAAUGCUGUUGCCUGUUUGAAGAAUUUAAUACUUUAAUCUGCCCUGCUCUCUAUGAGCUCCUUUUAAAUAAGGAGAAGACAAUACUGUUUGUGGUAAGAGGAUAUGUUGUGUCCUAGUUGUUUUUUAUCAAUUCACUCUGCUUUAUUUUCGAUGCCAAAAGCUGUCAUGCAAAUAUUAAAUUAA